Messenger RNA from Salvelinus namaycush (lake trout), 1901 nucleotides. It is a transcript of the gene tsen2, whose product is annotated as TSEN2 tRNA splicing endonuclease subunit. The coding region runs from base 98 to 1543 and encodes 481 amino acids. Gene Ontology annotation, cellular component: tRNA-intron endonuclease complex. The transcript is spliced from 11 exons. Gene Ontology annotation, biological process: tRNA-type intron splice site recognition and cleavage; tRNA splicing, via endonucleolytic cleavage and ligation. NCBI's taxonomy places the organism in Eukaryota, Metazoa, Chordata, Actinopteri, Salmoniformes, Salmonidae. The record is from RefSeq and is a predicted model, not a curated record. Gene Ontology annotation, molecular function: nucleic acid binding; tRNA-intron lyase activity.
UGUUCCACAUUACGGCUUGUUCUAGUAAUGUAACGCAUCCAUACAAGAGGAGAAGCAAAUAACAUAUGUGUUGUCAGAUACGUCCAUACUUAACGCCAUGAUGGAUGCGGUGUUCCAGGCACCCAAACGGCGGCCCAGAGUGUAUGAGGCGUACGACGCCCCGUUUCCUGUCCCUCUUGCUGCGGUGGAUGCGAGGCUGCAGCAGACCAUCAUCUACAGAGCAGAUAUGGUCAACCAGCAUGUCGUUGUCAGGGACCCUGAACACAUACAAGCUCUCUACGGCAAGGGUUACUUUGGUAAAGGCAUCUUGUCAAGAAGCAGACCAGACCACAGUAUCUCACACCAAUGGGAAAAGUUUGGUGAGAGAGUUCUACCCGUCAUCUCCCUGUUCAAGUACCAGAAGCAUUUGAGCUGGGCACGGGACGUACUCCUAGCUCAAGGAUUGGAGGAGGAGGUUGUCAAUCAGAUGCUGCAGAGACUUUGUCAGCCAAUGGAGCCAGAGCUCAGAGAGGAAAAUGGAAAUGAUGACUGCCCAGCCAGCCCUCACAGGAGUGAGGAAACAGGGGCAGGUAAACCCCAGGACAUGGCCUCAGAACAGGCAGGGACAGGGAGACAGCAGGGCCAGGCAUCAGACUCCUGGAGCCCAGAGGAUCAGGGGGAGCAGGACAGUCAGUGUUCCCAAGCUAAGAGGCCUAGGAGUGAAGGAGAUGGUCGGUUCGACCCACUGUCUGAGCUUUACACCCAGGAGCCCCAGCAGAUAGACCCAGCGGCCCUGGCUACGGUCCGGUGCCCCAGGCAUGAUGACUGGCUGGUUGACUGUGGCUGUCGCCUGGAGGACAGCGUGCUGGAGACCCUCACCCUGCAGAGAGACAGACAGACAGACGCAGGCCGACAGGGGGCAGACCGUGGGUAUGAGUAUGUACUGGUGAUGGAGGAGGAAGAGGAGCAUAGUGUUGUCAAGCAGGGCAUAGCAGGGCCAGGGAUGACAGUGAGGAGAGUGUGUAGAGUCAACCCCUUCAGGCUGCUAGAGUACCUUCAACUGACUCUGGAGGAGGCUUUCUUCUUGGUAUAUGCAUUAGGAUGCCUUUCAGUUUACUACAAUGAGGAACCAUUAUCGGUGCUCCAGCUGUGGGAGAUGUUCCGGUCGGUCCAGCCCCACUUUGAGACGUCAUACAUGGCCUACCAUUACUUCCGCAGCAGGGGGUGGGUGCCCAAGCCUGGGGUGAAGUACGGGACUGACCUCAUGCUUUACCGAAAAGGACCACCUUUCUACCAUGCAAGUUACUCUGUGGUGGUGGAGAAGGUAGACCAGCCAUGUAGGGGAGGGGCUCUCCGUCCGUUCAGCUGGAGGUCUCUGGCUGCUCUCAGCAGGAUUACCGGCAACGUUUCCAAGGACUUGAUGCUGUGCUACGUCAUCUACCCAUCUCACCUGACAGAGGAACAGCUCUCCUCUCCAGACUGUCUCUGCAGGGUCACAGUUCAGGAGAUUAUUUUAAGCAGAUGGAUAUCAUCACGAGAGCGGACAGAGACGGACGACAUAUGACUUAUUUUUUUUUGUCUGCUGUGUAAAUAUACAGCUCCUUCAGAAAGUAUUCAGCCCCUUUGACUUUUUCCACAUUUUGUUGUUACAGCCUGAACUUAAAAAUGGAUAACAUUUCGAUUUUGUGUCCCUGGCCUUAACACAAUACCCCAUAAUGUCAAAGUGGAAUUAUGUUUUUUAAUAAAAAUGUAAACUGAAAUGUCUUGAGUCAGUAAGUAUUCAACCUCUUUGUUAUGGCGAUCCUGAAUCGUUUCAGAAGUACACAUGUUGCUUAACAAGUCACAUAAGUUGCAUGGACUCUGUGUGCAACAUGAUUUUUGAAUGACUACGUCAUCUCUGUACUACACAUGCAAUUAUCUGU